Messenger RNA from Rhopalosiphum maidis (corn leaf aphid), 3419 nucleotides. RefSeq names its product period circadian protein (gene per). The transcript is spliced from 26 exons. Gene Ontology annotation, biological process: entrainment of circadian clock by photoperiod; negative regulation of transcription by RNA polymerase II; circadian regulation of gene expression. NCBI's taxonomy places the organism in Eukaryota, Metazoa, Arthropoda, Insecta, Hemiptera, Aphididae. The record is from RefSeq and is a predicted model, not a curated record. Gene Ontology annotation, molecular function: transcription cis-regulatory region binding; transcription corepressor binding. Gene Ontology annotation, cellular component: nucleus; cytoplasm. Bases 102 to 3389 code for a protein of 1095 amino acids.
CAACGGACCCACAUCCCAUACUGCCACACAAGUAUCCACAUGUAACCGGUCCCACGGUCGUCCCACCAAACGACUUUGACCAUAGCUGUUGCUCUUUUGUCAUGACAUUAAGCAGUUUACCGGAUAGAACAAAAAUGGAAGGAAGUCAAUCGUUUUCAGUAAAUCAAACCCGAACUGAUUAUGACUCGGGAUACUCAUGUACAUCAUCUCAAUCCAAAUCCAGUGAUAAAUCACGCCAUCCAGGACUAUCCAUAGAAUCAAGUUUCGAAGAACAGAAUUCGACCUUAUUGACAACUGAUAAAAAUGGAGAAAUGUCAACUUUAAACUCUAAACCCGCCGAACAAUCAAACCAAACUAUAUUAAGAAGCUUGAACACUAUAAAUAAUCAAAACUCAAGCGAUACUUGUUCAAAAUCUAAACAGAAAAAUUCAAAAGCGUUUAAACCACAAACGAAUCAAUUAUUUAACGUUGAUGCUUCUAUAUCAAAAAUGGAAUCUGAUGAUUUAAAAAAUUUAAAUAAUGAUGUUAAGGUUGAUAACAGUCAAGAAAAUACGUUUUUGCAAUUAUCUUACUUGUGCCAAUCAUAUCGGGAUUUAAAUCAAACAAACUCAACUUCAAAUCCUAAUAAUUCAUUUACUAUUAUAGAUACUGUUCUAAAGGUGUUAAACGACCAUGACUUACAAUUUAAAGAAAUAAUCGAAUCAAAUGAUGUUCAAAAUGAUUCAUUUGGUGUUGUUGUGUCCAUGACCAAUGGCUUAAUUAUUAAUAUAUCAAAUAGUAUUCAUAAAAGCAUGGGAUACUCAAAAGAAAUGUGGAAAGAUCGUGCAUUUAUUGAUUUUAUUCAUCCAACGGACCGGAUAACAUUUGUUAAUUAUAUGAUGUCAAUUCUUAUAGAUCCUUGCACGAUUUCUAGAGGAGAUGGUGUAUCUACAGUGACUUAUUUGAGACCCAAGGCCAAUGAUGGAUUUUACUGUAAUAUGGGUUAUUCAAAAUCUGAAAACGAAAAUUACUUUCAAGUCUGUAAACUUACAAUAACAUUCAAAGAUUUGUCAUACGUGUCGACGACAACAAGUUUGGCACAAAUAGCACAACCUCAAUUAGUUCUAGUUGUUAAAGCACAGAUAAUUCAUUCAGCAUACACGUGUUCUGAAGAGAAAAUAGAAAAUCCUAUUCAAUUUAUUACUAAACACAAUGCGUUAUUUGAAUGGUGUUAUGUCGAUAAAUUUAUUACCCCAUACUUUGGAUAUUUACCACAAAAUAUUAUUGGUAGAUCAAUUUUCGACUAUUACUGUAUUGAGGAUCUAACAUCUAUUAAAGAAAUCCACGCAAAAUUGAUUAAAUCUAAGAGUAUUUCAUUAAAAGGAAAUCCUUAUCGGUUUAAGUGUCAAAAUGGAGAUUUUGCAGUCGUAGAAACAGAAUGGUCAAAUUUUGUAAAUCCUUGGUCUGAUCAAGUAGAGUUUGUAAUUGGAAAACACAAAAUUAUUCGGGGUCCAAUUAAUCCUGACGUCACAACUCUUGCUGAUAAUACUAUUACGAAAGAUAUAGAAACAAAAGAUGAAUAUGGAUUUGAUGAAACACCUAAAGAUUUUGAAAAAAUAACGAAUGAGAACAAAGUAGUUGCUGAAGUUCCGUGUGAAACAAAUCAAACAAUGGAUACCAAUUCGAAGCAACAAAUAUCAAUGGAAUACAAAAAUUUUACGCCUUGUAUAAAUUGCUUUGUACACCCACCAGUUCAAGUUCCUCUGAAUGUUGAAGUUCCCCCAGAAAUGUCUAGUAAUUACUCUGACAACGAAUCUACACAUUUAUUUCAAAAUACCAACUAUGAAAGUAAAUCAAGUUCCGAUACAUUAUUAAGUUAUACUGAACUUAAUUAUAACGACAACAUACAAAGAUUUUUCAAUAGUAAUUUAAAAACACAUUCAUCGGGAGAAUCGAGUUGUUCUAAAACAUUUGUUGCAAGAGAAGUUACUUCUUAUGAGACAGAUACGGAUAAAGUACAACCAGAUACAAUAUCAUCGUUUCAAAGUGGAACACAAGUUUCAAAUACGACAAUAACUCAAAAUUCCCCUAGUUAUGACUUAGAACAAAAUAAUGCGAGUAAAAAUUGUCAACUUACUCAAAAAAUGCUUUCACGUCAUAAUGAAAAAAUGGUGUGUGAUCUUGUGAAACAACAUAAAAAAAACAAAUCGUCCAAAAAACAAAAUUUGUCAAAUCAAGCUAUACACAUUUCUGAUAUAGCGCACGGCAUAAAACGUAAUAAUUCAACUAUAAAUGAAAAUAAUUCAUGCAAGCUUUCUAAAAGGAAAUGUCUUUCAAAUAUCAGUAGUCCGACCAAUGUAGCACAGCCACUAGAGUGUCAAGACAUUGCAACUACUCCUAUAGUCACUCGAGCAACACAGAUUUGGUCUUUUUGUCAAAUUACACGAGAUUCGCAAACAAUGACCGAUUUACCACCAAGACAAUCUUUACCAAGCUCAUGUCAAAAACUAGUUUUACCAAGUCAAGCACUAAUUGUACCAUGCCAACCACUUAUCUAUAACGUACCACUUAGUAAUAAUGUGAUGCCUGUACAACCUACAUGUAAUUUAAUGGACGAAAAGUUUGGAAAUAUUCAAGAAACGGUAUCUGACAAGUUACAAUCAUUAAGUAUGCCGAACCAUAUAACUGGAAAUUCUCAACUUUUACGUGCUCAACAACAGUUACAUAUUAAACAAUUAUACCAGAAUAUCGAAAGUAAAACUGAAGAUCAAAUUAUAUCGAAAAAAAAUGACCAGAAUAUUCAAAAGAAAACAAGAGCAACACAAGUAAAUCAAGAAGAAAUUAUAACGGGUUCCGAUUCGGAUUGUAAAAAAGAAACCGGGAGCUUAAGAUCAAGUAGUGGGUGGUUGUACGAGGAAAGUAGUUAUUACUCUUCAAGUUUGCGAGAUAAAACCGAUAGUAGUGAAAGAGAAGACUUUCCAUUGCUGAAUGUACUUGAAAAAACAAAUUCUUCUCAUCAGUUAAUUAAAAAGCAACCAUUCUGGAUGGAAGACAUUGUAACAACGCCAGAUUUAGUCUAUCGAUACCAAAUGGACUAUGGAGACAAGAACGAAGUGUUGCGCAAAGAUAUUAACACAUUAAACACAUUCACUCAACCUCUGUUAGUGAGUGAGCAGUUGAAACAACUAUGUGUGGAAAUAGAUGUAAAUGGUUCUUCUAAAACAUCAUAUUUCGAAGAUGGGACAUCAUCAAGCAGCGAUGAAGACGAUUGUUACAUUUCUAUUGGAAAAAAUAAAAGAAGAAGAAUCGAUUUCUGCAGAAUGGCAAUGAUUUAUGAAGAAAAUGCCUUAAUACCACCACCAACCUCGCCACGCAAUAAGAUGUCAAAAAAUGAUCAUUUAUCAUCAUAAUUUUCCAUGAUGCAAAAAAAUAUAACAAAG